GAGCUGAGGGGUGUGUGGAUGCCCUAGAAAGGCAAGUUGUGGGACUGGGAAGGCUGGACGUGUAGGUGAGAGUGGUCUGGAUUUGGGGCACAGGGGUCCAGGAGCUGCAGCCCAAGAACAGCGACUGAGAGCUGAUUUGUUUCAUGACUGGAUGGAGGAAGGGGCAAAGGAAAACCAGAGACCUGGAGGAAGAAGAGGAAGACAGCAGUUCUGAUAUCUCAUUCUCGCUCUCAUCAGAAGAGUCUGAGAUGGAACCUGAAGAAGAGCGGGUCCGUUAUAGCAAAAGGCUGCGUGGUGCUAUGAGACGACGUUAUGAGGAUGAUGGCAUCUCAGAUGAUGAAAUUGAGGGGAAACGAACAUUUGACCUCGAAGAGAAACUUACCACCAACAAAUUUAAUGCCGAUUUUGUGGUCUUCAUGGAAGGCAAAGACUUCAAUGUGGAAUAUAUUCAGCGUGGUGGCUUAAGAGAUCCAUUGAUCUUCAAAAAUUGUGAUGGACUUGGAAUAAAGAUGCCAGAUCCAGACUUCAGUGUGAAUGAUGUACGGCUCUACGUAGGGAGUCGAAGGAUGGUGGACGUCAUGGAUGUAAACACACAAAGGGAUAUCGAGAUGACCAUGGCACAGUGGGCACGCUAUUAUGAAACUCGAGAGGAGGAGCGAGAGAAGCUGUAUAAUGUCAUCAGCCUGGAAUUCAGCCACACACGGCUCGAGAACCUGGUGCAGAGGCCAAAUACAGUGGAUUUGAUUGACUGGGUUGAUAAUAUGUGGCCAAGGCAUCUGAAGGAAAGUCAGACAGAAUCAACAAACGCUAUUCUGGAUAUGCAGUAUCCCAAGGUGCAGAAGUACUGUCUGAUGAGUGUCAAGGGCUGCUAUACAGACUUCCAUGUAGACUUCGGUGGCACUUCAGUGUGGUAUCACAUCCACAGAGGGGGGAAGGUCUUUUGGUUAAUUCCACCCACUCCCCAGAACCUGGAGUUGUAUGAAAACUGGCUGCUGUCGGGAAAACAAGGGGAUAUCUUUCUUGGUGACAGGGUGUCAAAUUGCCAGCGUAUUGAGCUCAAACAAGGCUAUACCUUUGUCAUACCCUCAGGUUGGAUCCAUGCAGUGUACACUCCUAUGGACACCCUGGUCUUUGGGGGUAACUUUCUGCACAGCUUCAACAUUCCUAUGCAGCUGCGGAUCUACAGCAUUGAAGACCGCACACGGGUUCCAAAUAAAUUUCGCUAUCCCUUUUAUUAUGAAAUGUGCUGGUACGUACUAGAACGCUAUGUCUUCUGCAUCACCAACCGUUCCCACCUAACCAAGGACUUUCAGAAGGAGUCACUCAGCAUGGAUAUGGAGUUAUGUGGCUUGGAGUCUGGCACUGUGGAUGAAGAUGAUGCAGCAGCAGAAAAGGAAUCGCAGCGCCCUAUCACUAGGCGGUCAGUCCUCACUAGCCCUGUAGCCAAUGGUGCUAAUCUAGACUAUGAAGAACUAAAUAAAGGCUGCCGGAAUUUGCCAGGUCUCAAGAGAACUCUCUCCAUGGACUCAGAGUCCAGUCGAGGCUCUCACAAUGGCCAAGCCUGGGACACUCAUAGCAACAGCCCUCAUAAGGGCAACAAGGUGCAUCUGACCCAAUUUGAGCUUGAAGGUCUGCGUUGUCUUGUAGACAAGCUGGAGUCUUUACCCCUACACAAGAAGUGUGUACCCACAGGCAUAGAGGAUGAAGACGCCCUUAUUGCAGAUGUUAAGCUGCUGCUGGAGGAGUACGCAAACAGCGAUCCCAAACUGGCACUUACUGGAAUUCCUAUUGUCCAGUGGCCAAAGAGGGAUAAGCUCAAGCUUCAGGCUCGGCCAAAGUUAAGAUUACCUACCAUCCCUAUCACCAAGCCACACACCAUGAAACCCGCGCCACGGCCAGCAACUGUGAGACCUACAGUCUCUCCUAUAGUGUCUGGUGCCCGCAGAAGGCGGGUGCGAUGUCGUAAAUGCAAGGCCUGCUUGCAAGGUGAAUGUGGCAUGUGCCACUACUGCAGGGAUAUGAAGAAGUUUGGGGGGCCUGGUCGUAUGAAGCAGUCCUGUGUACUACGGCAGUGCUUGGCGCCCAGACUGCCUCACUCUGUUACAUGUGCACUUUGUGGGGAGGUAGAUAAGAAUGAGGAUUCACAGGACUUUGAGAAGAAGCUAAUGGAGUGCUGCAUCUGCAAUGAGAUUGUUCACCCAGGUUGUCUACAGAUGGAUGGGGAAGGGCUACUGAAUGAUGAAUUGCCCAACUGCUGGGAGUGUCCGAAAUGCUACAAGGGAGAUGAGUCUGAGAAAGGCCAGAGAGCUCAUCAGCACAUGAACUGUGACAUCCUGCUGGAGAAACAGUUCCUGGAAGGGCAGCAAAAUCAACUUCCAUCAACCAAGCAGCGGACAUGUUAUCAAUGGCAGAAACUGACAAGACUGCCCUGGGAGAAAUACAAUUGCAAGAUCCUGCAUAGAGUUGUGUCUGCUGCCCCAGCAAAGAGCAUCCCAGUGAAGAAGCGGAAAAUGGAUGAUGGCGAUGAUGACACAGUCCAAGCCAAAGUUCUGCGACCUUUGCGAAGCUGUGAGGAACCUUUGACUCCACCACCACAUUCGCCUACCCCAAUGCUGCAGCUAAUACAUGACCCUGUGUCACCACGAAGCAUAGUGACACGGUCCUCUCCGGGGGCCGGUCCCAGUGACCAUCACGGGCCCAGCCGGGAUGAACGCUUUAAGAGGCGCCAGCUACUUCGGCUGCAAGGCACAGAGCGCACUGUGGUGCGGGAAAAAGAGAACAACCCUAGUGGCAAGAAAGAGCUGUCGGAAGUAGAAAAGGCCAAGCUCCAUGGUUCCUAUCUUACAGUCACAUUACAAAGACCUACCAAAGACAUGCAUGGCACUUCCAUUGUGCCCAAGCUGCAGGCAAUCACUGCCUCCUCCACUAAUCUGCGGCACUCUCCUCGUGUGGUCAUGCGCCAAAGUUCAGCUAGAGCACCCCAGCGGGGUGGAGAUGAAGAAGCAGCUGAGGAAGAAGAGGAAGAGGAAAGUGCAGAGGAGGAAGAGGAAAGUGCAGAGGAGAGUGGGGCAGCCAGACUGAAUGGCCAAGGAGGCAGGGCUCCAGAUAGUGAGGAAAUCUGGAUGCAAAAAGAGGUGUGGAUGUCUGUCUUCCGUUAUCUCACUCGCAAGGAGCUUUGUGAAUGUAUGCGUGUAUGCAAAACCUGGUACAAAUGGUGUGGUGACAGGAGAUUGUGGACGAAGAUUGACUUAAGCAGGUACAAGUCCAUCACACCCCUGGCACUGGGUGGCAUAAUCAGGAGGCAGCCAGUCAGCCUUGACCUCAGCUGGACCAAUAUUUCCAGAAAACAGCUCACCUGGCUCAUCAACAGACUACCAGGCCUCAAAGACCUCAUCUUGGCAGGCUGCUCCUGGUCAGCAGUGUCUGCUCUCAGUACCUCCACCUGCCCCCUUCUCAGGACACUUGAUCUUCGGUGGGCAGUAGGAAUCAAGGACCCUCAGAUUCGGGACUUGCUCACACCUCCAUCAGAUAAACCCAGCCAAGACAAUCGCAGCAAACUCCGUAACAUGAUAGACUUCCGGUUGGCUGGGCUGGACAUAACUGAUGCCACACUCCGGCUCAUCAUUCGCCACAUGCCUCUGCUCUCACGACUUGAUCUUAGUCACUGCAAUCACCUUACGGACCAGUCAACCAACCUAUUAACAGCUGUGGGGUCUUCCACGCGAAACUCGCUCACUGAAAUCAACAUGGCAGGCUGCAAUAAGCUCACAGACCAGUCCCUGCUGUAUCUGCGGCGCAUCUCUAACGUCACCCUGAUAGACCUGCGUGGUUGCAAGCAGAUCACCCGCAAGGCCUGUGAGCACUUCAUCUCAGACCUGUCAAUCAACAGCCUCUAUUGCCUGUCUGAUGAAAAGCUGAUCCAGAAAAUCAGCUAGAGAUUUGCCACACACAGACUGAAGAGAAGGAAAGAUCCCAGACAAACCCCUCUUGGAGAGCAGACCCUUUUCUCCCCUCCCCCGUUUACCCCACAUCCAUAGGCAGGGAAGAUGCCUGUCUGACUGUGACUGUAAUGUCCCUCCUCUCCUUGGGACUUCUGCAGACCAGAAAAUCUCACCAGGCAUUUGAGGAAGUGGCGAGAUUGCUGGACGGGUGCUCUUGUGGGGUGCUUGCUCAUCAGCUACAUGCUCUAAAUUGAUGUUUUGUAGCAGCAUUUUCAAGGGGGACGUGCCCCUUUCCUUUCUUCUCAACCCUUCCCCCUCUACCAUUAUAUCCCACAAAAAACAACUAUACUUACCCAUCAGAUUGUGGGGGGAGGAUCAGACCUGGAUGGUGUAGAACAGAUGCACUUUUGCUCCCUGUUUCCCUGCUGUCUUGGUAUGCAAUUUCUUAAUAUGUCAUUGGGCUUGGGAGUCACUUCUCCUGCCUGCCACACUCUGCUAAGCUUCCUUUCCUUGCCCUUCAGCAGCUGAACGGGCAGCAACUGCUCUGGGCUGAUUACGCAGAGCAGUAGUGUAAUGUCUACAGCAGCAGUGCCUCUUGUCUGGUAAGGGACUCUCCAUGUGCCCCCAGGUCAGCCUGCAGGCACCUUCCAACAUGAGACUAGAGCGGGGGUGGCUAAGUGUUCAUACAGAGGGAACCAUGUUCUUGCCCUCAACUUUCCCAAGAAGGGGAGUUAAGCAGGCCCGUUCAUCCUCUGAAAAGAUGGCGUUUGUAGAGGGAAAGCUGCAACAGAGCUUGGAGGCUUGGGAGGCACCUAGUGGGAUUUCUUACACCAGCGGAAGUGGUCUCUGUCCCAUAGUCUGUGGAAACGAGCAUUCUUGGGAGAUGCUGGCCGACGAAGAAAUGCCUCCAUCUUGAGGUGCAUAGCUGUUGGCUCUUGAGCUGUGAGACGGGUCAAUGCCCCAUUAGCUGCCUCUCUUUCUUUGCAAUGAAUGGCCGGUCCAAAGAACUUCUCUCUUGGGCAGCAGAGAGCUUUUUGCACUUUAGAAAGAAAGGUAAUAUUUUGGAACCCUAUUUUAUUUCCCCCUGCCCGAGUGACUGGACACUCCUUCCAGCUGUCUGAGCUUGUCAGGGUUUGAAUGCACACUUUGCACUCUGCUCUCUUCCCCAUAGCGAUAGCACAAAUUAGACUGCCCUUCACCCCGCCUCCCCCUCUGAGCCUCGCAUGGCAAAAAAGAGCUCUCCAGUGUCUGCGCAGCAAGGGAAAGGAGGAAUCUGGAGGAAAGCCCAAUGCACCCUCGCUGCUUCUGAAGCAAUAAGGGAGGGGGAGGAAUCCACCCCAUAGCUCUCUAAAUUGCCCAGCCCAAUUGCAUUGAACGCUGCGGCACCUGAGCCUCAGGGAAGAGCAGCUUCCCCUGCACUGAUGGUGGUGGGGGAUAAAUAUCUAGAUCUACUGAAUCCCAGAGGUUCCCCCUCACUUCCACAUGAGGAGCAGGCUUCUUUGCCGAGAGGACAAUGCUAGUGUGAUGAGUUCCAGAGUGCCUCAGUACACAGGAGCUUUGCUGCAAAUUGAAUUUUUCUACAAAAAAACGCCCACUGAUCUUCUUCUAGAAGUGGAAACCUUCUGCCUUGUUGUGUUGGCUCCUGUGGAAAAAAAUAUUGUAGAAUCAAUCUCUUGCUUUUGUUUUCUUUCAAAAGAGGAAGGUGAGAAUAGCCAUAAAUAGGAGGUUCAAGUGCAUCAGCCCAGAUAACUCCCACGGAGAUCUCUAGGCUCUGGAUAUUUUGUGUUUUGUUUUGUUUUUCCAAAGUGGGAGCACCUUCACAACUCUCCAUAUGCAUUGGUCAGCUGGAGAAGUGCUGAAAUGCAGCAAGUUGGCAUGUCAGGAGCAUUAGUCUGGGAAGAAUCUCGUCCUGCGGCAAGAGGGAUAAAACAAGUAGCAGACUGAUCGGGUGGGGCAUUGGCUUCGCUGUCCUACAGCCUUCUCAAAUGUGGCCCUCAAAUGACUGUGGCUUAAACUUCAAAGCAAAUUGUGAAACUUCAAUGCCUAAACUGGCCCCCACCGCAGAGGGCAAGUGAUGACAUAAAGGAAAGAGAAAUUAUAUAUGAAAUCACUUAGUGAUUUAAAACAAAAACAUGCUCCCUAAAUAAAUCUCCCUAAAGAAAGUCACUAUUGUCUAAAAGGGUUUGGUUGUUCUUUUGUUUUUGUUCUUUUGAAGAAAUUGUAAAUAUAUAUUUUUUGUUGCUAACUUAGAGUCAAUCUCCAAUGUUGUGCUUUAAAAUUAAAUGUAAACAUUAAGGGUAAAAGAAACCAAGUCUUGCGCUCUCUCGGUUGACAUGUUUAGGGUUGGGGGAUAUUUGGGGCUAAAGGGAGGGGAGCUAGUUGGGAUUUUUUCAUUUUCUAAUCAUUUGCCAAUAAUGGUUUUAGAGAAUCUUUCCUCAAACAUAUUACCACAGGAAUGAGAGAAAAGUGAAAGGGGGAAGAGAAGAUACCAGCCUCUGAAGGGAGACUUUGUUUCAUGGGGUGGAUUUUGGAAUAAAAAUUUCAAGAAAAAACAUGCGGGUCUGCAUAUUGAUUGCAAUGUGAGCUCAAAUACAAGGGCAACUCCAGUCUGAAUGAGAGAAACCAGUAGGUAAUUUAUCCUCCCUAUAUAUAGAGACUUGUGUAUCCCAUGCUAUUAAAAUUUUGUACUCAGGCAAUCCAAA
This is a messenger RNA of Lacerta agilis (Sand lizard), 6643 nucleotides long. RefSeq names its product lysine demethylase 2A (gene KDM2A). The record is from RefSeq and is a predicted model, not a curated record. Gene Ontology annotation, biological process: protein demethylation; regulation of transcription by RNA polymerase II. Lineage: Eukaryota; Metazoa; Chordata; Lepidosauria; Squamata; Lacertidae. The transcript has 23 exons. Bases 144 to 3935 code for a protein of 1263 amino acids. Gene Ontology annotation, molecular function: histone demethylase activity; DNA binding; zinc ion binding.